AUGCCGGAUUAUGUCAUGUCAUUGCGAAACAUAAAAGUAGUAUUUACCACCUUUUUAAUAGCUCAUUUCAACCUUUUUAAAUUGCGUCGUUACCCUAAAGACGUCUAUGAACUUUUAAAGGUCGAAAACAUUUAUAGCGUUAUGCUCAGCAUAUUUCCUUGUAAAAGUCGAAUAAUAUUAUCAUAA
Molecule: messenger RNA, 186 nt
Organism: Clunio marinus
Lineage: Eukaryota; Metazoa; Arthropoda; Insecta; Diptera; Chironomidae
Source: the annotation of a GenBank genome assembly